AUGGUCCCAACCUCCGACCUCGCCUUCGCAAUCCUCUCCAUCCCUUACACCUACUUCCUCGCCACCAUCCCCUUCCCCUCCCUCACCUCCGGCCCCGUCCCCUCCGUCUUCGGCGACCGCAACCCCAUCCUUGCCAAAUACGUCUUCACGGCCGCCAUCAUCGGCAUCUUCCUCCCCAUCGCUUACAUCCUCGACGGCAUCUUCAAUGGUGAUCAAGAAUCAGUCAAUUCCGCAGCUCCACACUUGUUCUUGCUUUCCUUUCAGGUGUUCAUGGAGGGUGUGACGUUCUGGCAAGGGUUUUCGAUUCCGGUGAGGGCGUUCAUCCCUCUGGCUUUCAAUUCUCGGAGGUUGUUCUCGAUUGCGGAUUGGUUGAGGAGCGAGCUCGGGAAGGAAGGGUUAGGGUUAGGGUUUCGAUUGAUUGCUGGGAAAGUGCUUGCGAUGGUGAAUUUGGCGUUGUGGGCUUUCAAUCUCUUUGGGUUCUUGAUUCCUGUUUAUCUCCCUAAAGCUCUCAAGAGGUACUACUCCAUUGCUUAG
This is a messenger RNA of Dioscorea cayenensis subsp. rotundata (Guinea yam), 534 nucleotides long. RefSeq lists its product as uncharacterized. Lineage: Eukaryota; Viridiplantae; Streptophyta; Magnoliopsida; Dioscoreales; Dioscoreaceae. The record is from RefSeq and is a predicted model, not a curated record. The transcript has a single exon. The coding region runs from base 1 to 534 and encodes 177 amino acids.